GGAGAGCAUCCUGGGACCGGAAGGAAGUGAGAACUCCAGCAGCCGAUCUGGACGUCCGUAAAGUCGCGUGGUAAGAGGCCCGCGGCGGUUUAAAGCUGCUUGCUGCUAGAACGUGUGGCUCGUGUGCCGAGGCCAGAGUGGCCGAAAUCCCGGUGUCGCUGCAGAACGUGAAGCCGAGGGAGAGCCAUGGUUGGGAGAUCCCGGCGGCSGGGAGCGUCCAAAUGGGCAGCAGUGCAAGCCAAGGCAAGUGGCACCACCGCGUAUGAAAAUGAAGAUUUAGGAUCGCCACCCUCACCUGGAGACUCCAGCUACUACCAGGAUCAGGUAGAUGAUUUUCAUGAGGCACGAUCUCGGGCAGCCCUGGCCAAGCGCUGGAGCGAGGUUGAGAGUGGGGAUGAGGAGGACGGUGAUGAGGAGGAGGAGGUGCUGGCCUUAGACACUGACGACGAAGAUGGAGAGAGUGAGGGGGAUGAGGAAAAUGAUGAUGAUGAUGAUGAUGGUGAUGAUGAUGAUGAUGGUGAUGGUAGUGGAAGCUCCGUGCAGAGUGAAAAUGAGGCUUCCGUGGAUCCCAGUUUGUCGUGGGGUCAGAGGAAAAAACUUUACUAUGACACAGACUAUGGUUCCAAAUCCCGGGGUCGGCAGAGUCAACAAGAAGUAGAGGAAGAGGAAAAAGAGGAGGAGGAGGAGGCAAAGGUAAUUCAGCGGCGUCUAGCCCAGGCCCUACAAGAGGAUGAUUUUGGAGUUGCCUGGGUGGAGGCCUUUGCAAAACCAGUGCCUCAGGUAGAUGAGGCUGAGACACGGGUCGUGAAAGAUUUGGCUAAAGUUUCAGUGAAAGAGAAGCUGAAGAUGUUACGAAAGGAAUCACCAGAGCUCUUGGAACUAAUAGAAGACCUGAAAGUCAAGUUGACAGAAAUGAAGGAUGAGCUGGAGCCAUUGUUACAGUUGGUGGAACAACGGAUUAUUCCAUCCGGAAAAGGAAGCAAAUAUCUGAGAAUCAAGUAUAACCUCUACCUGAACUAUUGUUCCAACAUCAGUUUUUAUUUGAUCCUAAAAGCUAGAAGAGCCCCUGCACAUGGACAUCCUGUCAUAGAAAGGCUUGUCACCUACAGAAAUCUAAUCAACAAACUGUCAGUUGUGGAUCAGAGGCUGUCCUCUGAAAUUCGUCAUCUACUCAAAGGUGAUGCUUUAAAGAAAGAACUGAAUGCAAAAGCAAGAUUCACCAAGGCCAAGCCAAAGUCUGUUUCAGAGGCUUCUGCUGCUUCAGCUAUUGAUCUCUCUGAUGGUUCUGAUAUUGAUGAAGAAGAUGCACUGAAAUUCUACAAAGAAAUGGAUGACAGGCAAAAGUUGAAGAGAAAGAUAGAAGAAAAUAGCAUUGAAGAACAGGCUCUUGAAGAUCAAAAUGUAAAGAGAGCCAUUACCUACCAGAUUGCCAAAAAUAGGGGACUUACACCUAGAAGAAAGAAAAUCGAUCGCAAUCCCAGAGUGAAACAUAGGGAGAAGUUCAGAAGAGCCAAAAUUCGAAGAAGAGGCCAGGUUCGAGAAGUUCGUAAAGAAGAGCAACGCUAUAGUGGUGAAUUAUCUGGCAUUCGUGCAGGAGUUAAAAAGAGCAUUAAGCUUAAGUAAAAUUUUUCCUGAACUUACAUAAGGUUUUUGGUAAUAAUUUUAGAUCAAUAAAUUUUUGUUUUAACUGAAGUGAUUGUAUUUAUGUAUACCAUAUAAUCUUUCAAAAAUGUUAGUCAACAGGCAUAUUUUGCCUGAGUUAUUGAUUAAUUUAUAUGCUGUUUGAUUUACAUUAAAGUCUUACUAAGGAACUGAGAGAGCAGUAUGAAGAUGCUUGGGGAAAGAUAUUGUUGAAAAAAGUUCUCCAAUAUUUUGUCAGGUAUUCGCCUAAGAAAAUUUCCCAGCUGAUUGUGGAACUUUACUGAAACUUAUUUGUGUAACUUUUCACAUUCAGAGAAUGCAACUCUGGCAGUCAACUUAUUUGUAACAUAACCUAUAAAAUAGUUCUGGUGUAUAUUUCAUUUACCCACCUACGAUUCUUGAGUAGGAUUCUUAUUAAUAUGUGGAUUUAAGGUUAAACUGAAUUUUGCACAUUCURUGGUAAAAGCAUGGGAAUAAAGAAUUUUAGCUAAAAGUAGAAAAAGAUAUACCUAAAUUAUAGCAAUUUGUGAAUACUUUCUAGUAGUCUUUCAUGUGGUAAAUAAGGCAAAAGUUCCAUUUUCCCCUUUUUUUUGUGGUGGUAAUUUACAGUGGUUCCUGUUAAUAUUCAUAUUCCCUUUACUGAAAAUUUGUUAUGAUUGCUAGUAGGUAAGUGAUGACUUUAAGUGGUAACAAAGUUACAAUUUUAUUUAUAGUUAUUCUAAUCUUCAUAAUUGAAAAAUAUUGUUAGUGCACCUAAAAAUACUUAGGAUGAUACCAGGGAAGAAAAUGAGAAUAUAUUGAA
Messenger RNA from Urocitellus parryii (Arctic ground squirrel), 2443 nucleotides. It is a transcript of the gene Utp3, whose product is annotated as UTP3 small subunit processome component. Gene Ontology annotation, cellular component: small-subunit processome; nucleolus. Gene Ontology annotation, biological process: maturation of SSU-rRNA from tricistronic rRNA transcript (SSU-rRNA, 5.8S rRNA, LSU-rRNA). The record is from RefSeq and is a predicted model, not a curated record. Lineage: Eukaryota; Metazoa; Chordata; Mammalia; Rodentia; Sciuridae.